Molecule: messenger RNA, 3311 nt
Organism: Dufourea novaeangliae
Lineage: Eukaryota; Metazoa; Arthropoda; Insecta; Hymenoptera; Halictidae
Gene: Tret1-1
Product: facilitated trehalose transporter Tret1
Exons: 6
Coding region: 238-1710 (490 amino acids)
Biological process (GO): carbohydrate transport; transmembrane transport
Cellular component (GO): membrane
Molecular function (GO): sugar transmembrane transporter activity
Source: RefSeq, a predicted model, not a curated record
UAUUAUACGCGAACAACGUCGUCGACAGUGGAUAUAACAAAAAUAAAAACAACAACACCGACGGCGACAACGGCGCAGAGAAAGCCAACAUCGAAUUGUUCGUAUUCGAGGAACGCGUUCGCAUCGAACAAGUUGUUCCAUCGUCGAUCGCGAUUUACUACGCGAUUUCAAUCGCGAAAAAUUUCUAUCGGCCGUUUUUUUUCCUUCGAUCGAUUUGGCAGUAGAUAACUCUCGACCAUGAAGAUUCUUAUGCGAGCAGACACCCAUGUGAACAUCGAAUUACCGGGCAACGCGCCAGUCGCUAAAUGCACCUUCAGUCAGGUGCUGGCUGCUUUGUCGGUGUCAUUGGGUUCUAUGGUGGUUGGCUACGCCAGUUCGUACACCUCCCCAGGUUUAGUCUCUAUGAGGGACAAUGCCACGCAUACGUUCGUAGUUACGAAAGAAACGGGCAUGUGGAUAGGAUCUGUGAUGCCGUUGAGCGCACUGUUCGGAGGCAUAGCCGGUGGUCCAUGCAUCGAGUACCUCGGCAGAAGAAACACUAUAUUGGCAACCGCGUUGCCAUUCAUCGCAGCCUGGCUAUUCAUCGCGCUGGCAUCGAACGUUGCGAUGGUUCUGGUCGGUCGUGCUCUCUGCGGCUUCUGCGUCGGCAUCGCUUCGCUGUCGUUACCAGUUUAUCUGGGCGAAACGAUACAGGCCGAGGUGCGGGGCACUCUCGGAUUGUUGCCAACUGCUUUUGGUAAUACAGGCAUUCUGAUCUGCUUCGUGGCGGGCAUGUACAUGAGUUGGAGAAACCUCGCGUUACUCGGCGCGGCUCUACCGAUUCCGUUCAUGAUUCUGAUGUUCGCGAUUCCCGAAACGCCAAGGUGGUACAUCUCCAAGGGAAAGACAAAGAGGGCGCGUAAAUCGUUGCAAUGGUUACGGGGCAAGGAUACCGAUAUCACCGAGGAGCUAACCGCUGUCGAGAAAUUGCACGUCGACAGCGAACGAAACGUAUCGCAGGGUGCGUUUAUGGAACUGUUCAAGAAGAACCACUUGAAGCCGCUUCUGAUUUCUCUCGGUCUGAUGUUCUUCCAACAACUGUCGGGAAUCAACGCGGUUAUAUUCUACACCGUACAAAUUUUCAAGGACGCCGGUAGCAGCAUCGACGAAAACAUCUCGACAAUCAUCGUGGGUAUCGUAAAUUUCAUCUCGACGUUCGUCGCCGCCGCGGUGAUAGACAAGCUUGGAAGGAAGAUGCUGCUUUACAUUAGUGCUGUUUCGAUGUGCCUGACACUGUUCACGUUUGGUGCAUUUUUCUACGCAAAGGACGCGGCGAAAGCUGACGUGUCGGCGUUCGGCUGGAUACCGCUGCUGAGUCUGAUAGUCUACGUGAUCGGAUUCUCCCUAGGAUUCGGCCCGAUCCCGUGGCUGAUGAUGGGCGAAAUUUUACCGGUCAGGAUACGCGGUUCUGCUGCCAGCGUCGCGACUGCCUUCAACUGGACCUGCACGUUCGUCGUGACGAAAUCCUACGAGGACAUCGUUUCAGUCUUCGGAGCAUACGGCACAUUCUGGCUGUUCGGUACGAUCGUCCUGGUCGGUUUCGUCUUCGUGAUUGUUUGCGUGCCGGAGACUCGCGGACGGUCCCUCGAAGAAAUCGAGAAGAGAUUUACCGGCCCCGUCCGGAGAAUGAGCGCGGUCGCCAACAUGAAGCCGAUGCCGAUGGCCUGUUAAUCGAUUAAUAGCCAAUCGAUCCGUUCGAUACCCUCGCGGUUAAUGGAGUUGAUCGUCUGGCGUAACCAAUCGAACGUGUCCUACACAGUUCCUUCGACCGAUAACGAUGCGUGAAGGCGUGAAACGAGGAGACGAUGAACCGUCUUCCGACGCGAUUUUUCUCCAUCAAUAUAUAUACUACUGUUCUCGAUUUCUUCCUACCUCUCCCGGCCUGUUUUCUCUCUCUUCUACCGCAAUCUUGUUCGUUUCGCGUUACGAAACCGACUAAAUUUCUUAUCGAAACGCCGUUUGCGUCAACUGUAUCGAAUAAUUCGUAAUAUUCAAUCGAAGAUCGAACUGCCGAGAGAAAUGAAAAAAAGUCGGUGAGGGAUAGGAAAGAGAGAAAAAGGAGAGAAAGAAGAAAGUAGAGCGCUGGCGCGAAUUAUCGGGUAGCUUGACUUCCUGUACUUAAGGAGACGUUGUUCGGAUAGUUUGUACGGUCCGCGACAGAAAUACAAAUACGAUACGAUCGUACGAUCGGGUUUUGCAUUACGAUGCAAUGACAACGAAAAGGAAGGCUCGUUGAUCGAACGUCGUGAAUACAUCGUUGUUAUAUUUUUGUUAUUCGAUAGUUUUACAGGGUCUACUACCUCAGAUUAGUAAUUUAGCUCUUGCGCAAGGUAUACAAAUAGGUUAACGACAAAUACGACAAAAUAUUUAAUUAGUACACGUGCGCGUAAACGAAUGCGGGCUGAACUUUGAAAACUGAAACUUUGCCGGACCAAAAAUUAUUGACAUUUUUUUUAUACCUCCUAGUAGUAUUCUAUUACGUUACGGGUGGAAUCUAAAAAUGCAAGUUUUAAGUGUAAGAAUCCACCGGUUCAAAAGUUAUGCGUAUGUAAACCUAAGUACUUUUACCGUACUUUACAGCUAGUUUAACGCUAUAUUGCUUUCUAUUGAAAAUUCGUCUAACGAGUGGUGUCACUGGAUGCUCCUAAGGAGAUGCAGGUGGGUGGUGGCCAUUCUGGUCGGGUAAUUUACAUAUGAUUCAAACCAAAAUACUGAUUCUGUGUUUUUUUUUUUACUUAUUGAGCGGUGUCACUGGCUGUAAAGGGAUGCACUGACGCUAUUGAUUGGACAAAUUUUUUAUAGAAACCAACAUAGCGUUAAACUAAUCUGUAAAGCACGUUAAAAAUACUCGGUUUUAAAUACGCGCGUAACUUCUGAAGCUGGAUUCGUGAACUUAAAACUUAGUCAAUAAUUCUUAGCCCAGCAAAGUAAAGUUUACCUCGAGUGCGAGUGCGGCGCGUUACGCUGCGCAUACAGUAAUCGGUAGAUACAGUGCCGAACAGAAAAAGAACGACGAUACCUUUGGGGGUAGAAUGUACAUAUGUUCGUUUCUUUACGAUCGCGACAAUAAAUUUCUACGCGGGGCGAGCUGAGUGUCCUCGCGUGUCUAUGGCGCUACCGGUCGUGACGCAUCCCGUCGCGUUGGGUUUGUACCUUCACGAGCAAACUCGGCUACCACUAGGGGAAAAAGUGUUGCAAGGGAAAGGCCUCCUACACCACUUGGUCUCGGAGUUCUUCAAAAUUUAUGCCAAAUUAAUAUUCGGUUUAACAAC